GAGAAGAAAACAAAAUACGAACUCGACGUUCUCUUCUCACUUCCUCAGAAAUACUCUGUAAUCGAUUGUGCUAUAGUAGUUAGUAGCUAUCAUUUUGUUUGUGUUUCCCAGUCAAGAUUCCGACAAUAUCCAGAAGAAUUUCCAUUUCAAGUACCCAGGUUCGAUCACGUUACGCGUAGCACCAUCAACAAUGAUACUCUAGGAGGUAAAUGGUCACAUUCGAAAGAUUGAGACUCACAGAAGCCUUCUCAGAAAUCAUAAGUCCUAUUUAAAGUUCUUGCCACCACUGUUCUCGUACCUUGAUCUUGAUUUUGAUUCGCUGAAUGAUUCACAAAGCAAGGCGCAGAUAAGCUGAGGCUGUGCUGACUCUGCAGCUGAGAAAAACGGCCAUGUCGAUCACCCACUUUGCGUCAUUCUCUCAAUCUUUCGUAGCUUUCAUAUAUUGAAAAGCUUCCAUCUCCUUUCCUGAUAAUCUGUUGUGGGUUAUCUUGCAAAACAAAGCUCUAUCCAUGGCAACUCAACACAUUCUAGCCUCAGCUGCUCAAAACGCGCAUCUGCUCUCUAUCCUUUCACGAACGGAUCAUGCACCGUCUGACUACAUUCAAAUCACACAAUACCAAUCAUCUAUCGAGGGCAUUAUCUCCCAGCAAGAGCAACGAGUAAAGACUUUGGUUGCAGCAAGUGCAAAAGAACACCAAGACUACGACGAAUAUCAAGGCUCCACUGUCAAACGUCUGGCGUACAAAUUACGCGGAAGAAAAGAUAAAUUUAUCGAGGCUGGAGAAAAAGAGCACCGAGAAUGGUUGAAUGCAAUUCAGAAAGAGUUGGAAGCCAAGCGUCAUUUGAGCCAUUUAAACGACACGCUUCAAGAUGCUAAAUCGAAAGCCUCAUUGUUAAAACCCUUGGUAGAAGAACAUAAGUCGGCACAAGCUGAACUGGAUGCUCUUUAUAAUUCUAUAUUUUCUGGUCCAUCACAUGAUUUUCCAACGGAAGAUACGAAGGAACAUAGUCUGUCUUGUGCCAAGAAUUCAUUCGACGAGGGACAAUUACAACUAAGCACCGAAACCAACGUGUUAUUAAUCUUGCAGAAAGCCUCCACUGUCAUGAAAGAGUGCAUCGUGACUAUGGAUUAUGCGUUACAGUCAUCAAAUAUCAAUGCAUGGGGAGUCGAUGGGGGAUUCGAUUGUAUGGUGGAGCAAUCUUCACUUGCAAAAGCUCAUCAUCUUUCUUCUCAAAUAGAAAUGUUGGUGUCCCAGGCACGACAAAUGCAACCAGCUGUUCAACCCUUGGGCCCGAUGAAUAUUGCACAAAUGUCCGAUGUCAUUUUCGACAAGACUUCCUCUGACCUUAAGCUUCAAGAGAAUAUUGAGAAGUCAAAGCGGCAGGUGGUUGCAGCACGGUCACGAUUGUCUCAAGAGAUAAAGAACAGCAAUGAACGUCUUAUGAACUUUCGUGAGGAAGCUCAAGAAAAGAAGAAAGUUCUGAUAGUGAAAAGGAAGGAGUUACAAGAUGAAAGGGCGGCUUUGUUUGAAAAGGUGAUCGCAAGUGGUCAAACCCCGGAAAUUCCCCAGCAAACACGAAGCAAUGUUCAAGUAGAACACAGUAAUUCUCGGGAGCAAACUCCUCCAUUGCAAUGGGACAGUCAGCAACAUAUACAUUAUUCGUUAUUUGGAGGAGGCUAUCAAGAACAGCCCAAUGACCCGGAACCGUACCGUAUCCCGCCAGCAGGGACCUAUGGUUUUCAAAAUUCAAAUUCAAACUACCCUCAAACUGAAUUAUCGAUGCCAGUUCCAAUAUGGUACUCAUAAUAAUAUAGCUGUUGCUCACCCUGGGCACAGAAAGUUUUUGCCUUAAAGGAUUACUCGUGGCGUUUGGAAUUUUGGGAAGCAUAUACCAGGGACUAAGGAAGGCGCACACAGUCGUGGGUUAACCAGACAAGAGGAUAUCACAUCGGAGCUUUGUAAAUAACAAUAGAAACUUUCUGGUUCAGAAAUCGUUAUUCAAUUUUUUCUUUCGUUCAUAAAUACUUCAAGAAACUCCA
Botrytis cinerea B05.10 is the source of this 2041-nucleotide messenger RNA. RefSeq lists its product as hypothetical. Lineage: Eukaryota; Fungi; Ascomycota; Leotiomycetes; Helotiales; Sclerotiniaceae. The coding region runs from base 510 to 1808 and encodes 432 amino acids. The transcript is spliced from 2 exons. The record is from RefSeq and is a predicted model, not a curated record.